This is a messenger RNA of Megalops cyprinoides (Indo-Pacific tarpon), 3746 nucleotides long. RefSeq names its product kelch domain-containing protein 3-like. Gene Ontology annotation, cellular component: cytoplasm. NCBI's taxonomy places the organism in Eukaryota, Metazoa, Chordata, Actinopteri, Elopiformes, Megalopidae. The coding region runs from base 302 to 1516 and encodes 404 amino acids. The record is from RefSeq and is a predicted model, not a curated record. Gene Ontology annotation, molecular function: chromatin binding; protein binding. The transcript is spliced from 12 exons.
AAUACAAUUGUUUUUGUAAUUGUGUUGAAAUGUGAACAAAUACACGAUUUAUUGGACCUUAUUCGUUUAUCCAUAAUGUAUAGUUAUGUGUUUAGAAAGUGUGCAUGGUAGCAAAAUCGAUUGCCUGUUUUUCAGGUUUUUGACAGCAACUUUACAUAUUGAAAACUGAUCGCUGGUAAACAAAACGUCACGGAGGCCGACACGGGAGUGGAGCGGAUAGCUAGCUAGCUAGCUAAUUAACAGGGGCAGGCCAUGAGCAGGGCGUGAUGGGGCGCGGGCCCCGGCGGGUGGUGAGGGUCUGAUGAGCGGCUGUGCCGAGGCGCCUGCGCGGGGGAUGUUGCGCUGGACGGUGCACCUGGAAGGAGGGCCGCGGAGGGUCAACCACGCGGCGGUGGCCGUGGGCCACAAGGUCUACUCGUUUGGCGGCUACUGCUCCGGGGAGGACUACGAGACCCUGCGGCAGAUCGACGUUCACGUCUUCAACGCAGUGUCCCUGCGUUGGAUGAAGCUGCCUCCAGUGAGGACCAGCGGGAGAGAGCAUGCCCGGGAGGUGCCCUACAUGCGCUACGGCCACACCGCCGUGCUGGUGGACGACACCAUCUACAUCUGGGGUGGCAGGAACGACACGGAGGGUGCCUGCAACGUGCUGUAUGCUUUCGACGUCACCAGUCACAGGUGGUUCACACCCAAGAUUUCGGGCAUGGUCCCAGGGGCGAGAGAUGGACACUCGGCCUGCGUCCUGGGGAAGAGCAUGUACAUCUUUGGAGGAUACGAGCAGCUUGCUGACUGUUUCUCCAAUGACAUCCACAAGCUGGACACCACAACCAUGGCCUGGUCUCUGAUCAAUGCAAGAGGUACGCCGGCCCGUUGGAGGGACUUCCACUCGGCCACCAUCAUCGGCUCUAAGAUGUUCGUGUUCGGUGGCAGGGCAGAUCGCUUUGGUCCCUUCCACUCCAACAACGAGAUCUACUGCAACAAGAUCAAAGUGUUCGACACUGACACCAGCUGCUGGCUGGACACGCCUUCCACACAGCUACUGCCAGAGGGAAGGAGAAGUCACUCCGCCUUUGCCUAUAAUGGGGAAUUGUACAUAUUUGGAGGCUAUAAUGCUCGCCUAGAUCGGCACUUCAAUGACCUCUGGAAAUUUAAUCCAGAGAGUUUCACCUGGAAGAAGGUGGACCCCAAGGGGAAAUGGCCGUGUCCUCGCAGGAGACAGUGCUGCUGCAUCGUAGGGGACAAAAUCAUCCUGUUUGGAGGAACCAGUCCGUGUCCAGAGCAGGGGAUGGGGGACGAAUUCAACCUCAUGGAUCACUCUGACCUGUACAUCCUGGACUUCAACCCUAAUUUGAAGACAUUAUGCAAAAUAGCUGUUAUCCAGUACAGCCUGGAUCAGUCUGGUCUGCCACAUGACAUCAGGGCCAGAAAAACAGAACGUGAAAUUGUGUAUUCUACACAGUUCUGGUGCAGACACAAAGCGACAAUUGUGGGAGCUGACAGCCAUGACCACCAACAGUAAUAUCAGCCGUCCCAUCUUCUCAUCGCACGGCUGACUCGUUCUGGACCUGACCCACACACGGCCCAACAGUACGAAAACCAGGCUGCUGACACCACAGAUCUGCUUUUUAGGCUUCCAGCUUGAGGAACUUGGCCUUUUUUAAAAAUAGAUUUUGAAGAUUUUAUUUGUACAGUUUGGAUCUGGCUCAGAACAUUUUUAUGGAUUUCUCAAUCUCCAAGAAAUAAGACAAAAAACUCCUCUUUUUAAUCAGUGGACACUGUGACUUUGGGGUGUUCAUGAAAGGUGCUGAUCUUAUGUGGUGUGUUCUGCUGUCUUUGUUUUGAUUAACGGCAGCAGAUAUUUCUUGAUGAGGAAUGAACAUGGACUAGUGGAAAAUAACUGCAGUAUUGUACGGCAUUAAAACACAAGUGCUUUUUCCAAAAGGCUUUCUGAAAGACUUGAUGAAGGAGAAAAAUGACCAUAUUCUGCUUCUUAAUUUUUUCCUUUCAAUCUGCUCAGCAUGGAAAGUAAUUCUGGCAAUCUGCACACGAAGAAGGCAUUCUUUAUCCACCUCUCAUGUGGGGUUUUAGAUAAUCACUUUCUCAUGCUAACAUUUUGAAUCAUCCUUUUUCUGUUGGACGGAAUGGAAGUAAUGGAAGUGUUCUGUGCAGAGUGACACUCUGGAGGUAGAUUAUGUCAGAGAGAUGUCUUCCAAACUGUAUUAACUGCAAAGCCAAUGAGUAUCAGCCAGAGGGUACAAGUAUCACUCCUGCUAAAAAAAAAAAAAAAAAGAAGUUAGCCAUGAGCAAGUGUGUGAUUCGCACCAUGUAAUCCACUCCCCCUCAGGGUAGGCAUGAAACCAGGCUGGUGUCUGUAAUGUGCUGCUUCCAUUUCCUUGCACAUGGAGUACGGUCCAUGUACAGUUCAGGGCAGCAACUCUCACCACAGACUCUCACAGGGGCUUCAUGUAGACGAACAAAAUCCUAAGAUCCCUCACCUUAAAUGGCAUGUUCACAUGAUGUUGAUGUGGUCUGAAAGCAAUGACAAAGUCUGGUCAAACUGCAACCCACAUGCCUGUGGUUUGAGCUUGUGAUGACAGUUCAGUCUCCGCUCUGCGGCCAGACUGGCGUGAUAUCACUCACUGUCCGUGGAAGAAGGUCAAGCUGCUCUAAUUAAUGCCCCUCUCCUGUCGUCUUUCAGCGCCUUGGUCUGUAGUCACUUGGUUUUGCGGUCUGCCCAAUAUGUUUGGAGGUUAAUGGAGUUUGGGCUUUGGGGAAGUUGCAUGAGUUGAGUGCACCAACGUGGGCAGUGGCCUGACCCAUCUGCAUGGCUUUUCACCCAAACAGAUUUUGAUUGGAUUUUUCAUUUCAUAUUCAAGAGAGUGUGUGACGACUUUUCUGAUUUCGUUAUUGGUAGCUGCUGAUAUUCCCUAAAUGUUUAGGGGUCCCCUGUUGUUGUUUUUUUAUGUGGAUGCUCUCAGUGGCAGAAGAAAGCUCUCUAGAGUGCACCAGAUACGGCGACAAGGAUGAGUUUAGCAACAGCAAUGCAUUAGACAUCAGGCGCCCUGUAUGGGAAAAGAUUAAAUUACUGAUGUAUACACAUGUAUGUUUUUGUGCUGGAUGUAUGGUCCUGUUUGCGAAACGUGAUCAGGGAUGAUGCAUAUGCAGACGCAGCACGUCACAGCUGGUUGGGCAUCACCGUACGUUAUGGGAGUCUUGCGGUGCAUGUGCAUGUGCUUGUGUGGGUGAGGUAGGGGAGGACAGGAAGGUGAUACCAAUGCGCUGUCUCUCUUUUACAGGUCUGUCCGUAGGUGUGUGUACAUGUUCAUUUAUUCAUGGAACGCAGCACUAUUCAACACCACAUGCCUGCACCAGCCCCCGUAACUUUAGCUGCUAAUAUUUACAGUACGCCUGGUGUUUCCCUCAGGACUCAAACGAUGAGACCAGGGCUCUGCCUAUGUGUAUUUCUUUUUGUUUUUUUGCCUAAUGUGGUGGAUGCAUCAGAUUGGCCUGAACAAGUCUGCAGUCUCAUUUGCCUGAUACCCAAUCACGUCCAGUGUCAAGCAUUAAUCGCUUGCAGUCUCUACUCUCUGUUCUAUUCUUUAAUUCAUUUCAUUGCAGUUAUAUGUAGAAGAAAAGCUAAAAUGUGUUGUAAUCAAUUUUCAAAGUUAUCAUUUGGUUGAUAAGUUAUUUUUAUGAUUUCAACCCUGAAAUCUAACGCUUUAUUAGAAGUGAAUACAUUGCAGUUUGCU